Molecule: messenger RNA, 411 nt
Organism: Vicia faba (fava bean)
Lineage: Eukaryota; Viridiplantae; Streptophyta; Magnoliopsida; Fabales; Fabaceae
Source: the annotation of a GenBank genome assembly
AUGGGCGUAAAGACAAUGGAAGCUCAUGCUAGAUAUCUUGGGUUACCGGCUAUGUUUGGAAGAUCAAAGAAGGUCGUCUUUGCUCAAGUGAUCGACAAAGUUUGGAAGAAGGUCAAGGGCUGGAAGGAGAAAGUGCUAUCUAGGGAAGGAAAAAAGGUGUUGAUAAAGUCGGUGGCACAAGAAAUACCAACUUAUGUUAUGGGGUGCUUCAGACUUCCUAAUGAUUGUUGCAAAGAGAUAGAGGCUUUGUUAGCAAGAUUUUGGUGGGGCUCUUCUAAGAAGGAAAAGAGGAUCGAUUGGAGACUGAUGACUGGGAGUUCCUCUUUGCUUGAGCGUGUUUUUAAAACUCAUUAUUAUCCUAGAACUUCUAUUAGUGAAGACAAGCUGGGAUACACCUCUAGAUAUGCCUGA